This is a messenger RNA of Neurospora tetraspora, 1974 nucleotides long. Its product is annotated as major facilitator superfamily domain-containing protein. Gene Ontology annotation, biological process: transmembrane transport. Gene Ontology annotation, cellular component: membrane. The record is from RefSeq and is a predicted model, not a curated record. NCBI's taxonomy places the organism in Eukaryota, Fungi, Ascomycota, Sordariomycetes, Sordariales, Sordariaceae. Gene Ontology annotation, molecular function: transmembrane transporter activity. The transcript is spliced from 2 exons. Bases 1 to 1974 code for a protein of 657 amino acids.
AUGCCUCGCUCCGUCGCUCGCCUGAGCACCCACGACGAGCGAGACGAAGAAGCAGAAGACCACCAAAGCCUCCUCUUCAUGCCGCCCACUCCGCUCGAAGGUCCUUCAGCUGCGUCCUCAACCUACUGGUCAUCGACCUCCUGCUCGUCAUCUUCUUCGUCUGACAAUGACUUGCCACCCGUCCAAAACAACAACAGCCAUCAAAAACAAAAGCAAACCCACUGGACCCCCAUCAUCCUAAUCCAGCUCAUGGUCUUCCUCUCGGCCAUGGGCGUCGUCAUCUCCUUCGCUCCGCGCACGCGUCUGUUUGAGGAUAUCAUUUGCAGGAAGUAUUAUGCUAUUCAUAAUAGGACGACCGAGACCACCACCACCACCACAACCACCACCCUUCUUUCCGUCACCACCAACCUAGACCUCAGCCCGGCGCAAGCGCCUUCCGAAUCUCAAUGCAAAAUCGCACCCGUGCAAGACGCCCUCGCCGAGCUUUUCGGAUGGCAGAUCUUCUUCGACGGCAUCCCCGGCUUGUUACUAGCCAUGUACUACGGCGUUUUGGCCGACAAAAAGGGUCGCAGUGCGGUGUUGUUUCGGUCCUUGCUGGGUCAAGUCUUAGCAGCGGGUUGGGUUCUCUACGUUGCUUGGCGAUGCUCUUCUGCUUCGGCGCUCUCUUCCGGCUCUGGCGCAGGCAGCGACAGCGAUGGGAUCAUUGGCAGCUGGGCACAUCUGCUAUCGCUCAAAGCCACUUGGUUGAGUUCCUACUUCUUGAUCAUUGGCGGAGGAAGCACGGUCACGAGCGCGGUGGGUAUGAUGAUUGUCACGGACGCGACGACGGAGGAGAAUCGCAGUCGCGUGUUCUUCGCUGCGCUGUCGACGCUGAUCACGGCGGAGUUGCUGGGUCCGGCUGCUAGUACGCUGAUGAUGCGGAAGUGGGGGCUUUGGGUUCCUCUGGGAGUUGGGUUUGGGUGCCUGGUUACGAGCGCUGUUUUGACAGCGAACAUGCCGGAGACGAUGCAUCUCAAGCGGGCCGGGUCUGGAGCAGCUGUCGACCCAGAGGCGUUAAUACCCCAGGAAGAGUACGACGACGACACGGAGGCGUCCGUCAUCAACGGAGUCAACACAAAGAGGGGCCAGGACGUCAACAAAUCCGCCAUCCAAGUCUACCGCCACGCCGCCCACACUCUUGCCUACAUCUUCCACCACCCUAGCAUCUUGUUCGUCGUUCUCGCCUUUUUGGUCGCCGAUUACUCGCGCGAGUCGCUAGUUAUGCUGAUGCAGUUCGUUUCCACGCGCUACCAUAUCCCCAUCGCUCAGGCAAACCUCCUCAACUCCUUCCGCGCCUUCACCCAACUCUUCAUCGUAACCAUCCUCCUCCCCUCCAUCGACUACCUAAUCACCCAUCGUCUCGGCGUAGCCGCCCUGCGCAAGGACCUGAUCCUGUCUCGCAUCUCCUUCUGCUUCGUCACCGCCUGCUUCGGCGUCUUGGUCUGGGCGCCCUCGCUCCGCUACGUCUUUGUCUCUUUGACUCUCUACACCCUCGGUUCUGGAUUCUAUCCCUUUGGUCGGAGUUUGCUGGCGAGCCUGGUGGAACCGGACAUGAUUGGAAUUCUGUUUACCACGCUCGCCAUGAUGGAUACUGCAGGUAGCUUAAUGGCGGGACCGGUAGUGGCUUGGAGCUUUGGUUGGAGUUUGGGGCUGGAGGGGCUGUGGAGGGGACUGCCGUAUAUGGUGUCUUGUGUACUGUGUGCGGUGGCGACGAUAUUCUUGAUUUUCGGAGUCAGAGCGGACAGGCCUGGUUCUGUGGAUGAGACCACGGUCGGGAGGAAGGGCCCGAAGGGAAAGGGCAAAGCCAAGGGGAGGGGGAAGGGGAAGGGGAAGGGGAAGAGUGUUGCAAGGGUCGCUGUGAGGGCUUUGAGAGAUGUAGAGGAGGAGGAAGAUCAGGAGGAGGGGGAGACACGGCCGUUGUUGGCUGAACGAUAA